This is a messenger RNA of Cuscuta campestris, 916 nucleotides long. The record is from the annotation of a GenBank genome assembly. Lineage: Eukaryota; Viridiplantae; Streptophyta; Magnoliopsida; Solanales; Convolvulaceae.
GAACAAAAAAACAAAAAUCUCAGAUGCAGAACGAGCAGAUGUAUUCAAUCUCCGGAUCUCGAAACGGAAUGAAUUCGAUCUUCUCGUUUUUGUGUUCAUAUGUUUGUGUAAGAGGUCGACACUCGUUUUGUUCUAACUUUUCUGUCCUAUUUUGUCACAGAUCCAUCGACAAGAUCCUUCAGAGUAAAUUGAUUCUCCGCUAUACUCCUGAUUAUUAUCAGUUAGAUGCUUUUCCUUUUGUGCGUUUGAUUUGUAAAGAUUGUGUUUCAAAUGGAUUUAGGGUUUAGAAUGUUGGAUUUGAGGUCCUGAGAUAUUUGGGUUAUGUGUCUCUAUUGCUGAUUGCUUUAAUGUUAUCUGUUUGUAUUCUUAUGAACAGAUCUCUGUGAUAAUAAGAUUUCUUUAUCAUUUCAUUUUGCAUAAAUUUUGUGAAAUCUGUCAAUGUUUCUAUAGCCUUAGUCUGAAAAUGGAAAGUUUAGGAAGAGUGUUAUGCUUUGAUUAAUGAAGAAGAGUAAGAAAUUAUCAUGCAUAAUGAUUCAUGAAGAUGUGAAGAAGAUUGAAUAGUUAUUAUAAAGGCGUUUGUGUAAUUAUCAAGCAUAAUGAUUCGAAACAUGCAGGAUUAAAUCUGUGUGAAUCCUGAUCUUCUCAGACAAGGAUGUUGAGGCCAGUUUUGCAAGAUACUAACUGCAUCUGCUUAAAUCUCCAUGUAUGAUAAUUGAUAAGGGACGUGAUCAGAGGUGGUAACAACAACAGCGCUUGAAGUAGAGAUCAGAGGUAAGGUGGCACUGUCUUUAAUUGAUUGUUUUCUUUAUACUCCUAUAACAAUGCUUUUAUUAAAUAUAAUUAAAUAUCAUAAUGUGUAAGAACAUAUAUAUAUGGUAGACAUGAAUGAAUUGUUUAAUUAAGCUAUUUCCUUUUC